Molecule: messenger RNA, 12098 nt
Organism: Pelobates cultripes (western spadefoot toad)
Lineage: Eukaryota; Metazoa; Chordata; Amphibia; Anura; Pelobatidae
Source: the annotation of a GenBank genome assembly
UGAUAGUAAAAGCUUGCAUCAGCUGCUGGUUGACACCCCUGUCCAAAAACAGGAAAAACCAGCUGUCUGCCUUUGUUUUUUAACCUAGGGAAGUCCAGGCUGCAGCAGGUGACAGUUCAGCUGCCCAGGUGAUUGACACCCCUGUAAUGUAUUGGACCCUGCAGAAUUCUCGGCGUGACGUCAUUUGACAGGUCCAGGAAUUUGAGGUAAACAAGGAAUUCUCUAGGAAUGAGGUCAAUAAUAUGGGCAGCAAAUGGACAGAGGUCAUGGAACAUCUCUGAAUAUGCUAAUUAGCUGCAGCUGUUUGUGUUUAUUAUUAUUAUUAUGUGUCUGUUUGUUUAUGUAGCAAGCAGGAUGCAGAGAAUUCCUGACUAUCAAUGUUUUGUUACAAUGUUUCAAUGUCCCAGAAUGCACCGCAGGCCAUUGUUAACAACCGAGAGAUUAUUGCUGCUAUUUGAAUUAAUGCAGGAAUCCAUGCCUUUAUAAAGUGUGCCUGGUUAUUACAUAUGCUCGCCCCAGGCCACAGCCUUCACGCUCUUAAAGGGGACAUUACUUAUUAAGCAGACUAAUGGAAGCAUCCAGCAAUGAUCACAGCUCAGUGAGAUUACUUAACCCAGGAGCCCCAGCCCUUGUAGAACCAGCUGCAACUCAAUGCUACAAUUAAUCCUUAAUAGGAAACACAUUGAGUGUGUAGAAGCAGUUUCCGUGUUUGUUUUUUAUUGUUUUGUAUUGGAGCUGGUGUGUACUAUAGUCAUUGCUCCUGCCCAGGAGUAGUGGAUGUUUGACUCAGGGCGAAUUUCUUUGACAUUAAAUGUCAAGGGUUAAUAAGUAAGAAACAAAGUGAAUUGUUAGUGUAGCACACACCCAAGAGGCUUUGCCUUGACAUGGCAGGUGAGCUUAGAUUUUAAUAGCCAGUCGAGUGAUGCUGGGGAUGAUGUGUACUAUAGUCAUUGCUCCUGCCCAGGAGUAGUGGGACUUUGGGCACAGGGUUUAGUUUUGUAUGCUAGAAAAAUAUUUUAUUCGGUAUUGCUAUAUUUUUGUGUUUCUAUAUAAUUUGUUGCAUAGUCAUUAUUUGUAUUUAGUUUUUUUUUUUUUUUUUUUAAACUAGUCACUUUUGUGACUGCAUCACAUCAGUAAUUAACAGGUGAACACUGUGAUUGUGAAGUGAGUUGGAGUUUAUUUAAGCAAUUAUAAGCAUUCAGGUUUAAGUUUGGAGGUUUGAAGAGUGGGGUCAUGCUGAAGUUUUAGAGGAUUUAGGGAUUGUGGUGGUGGGUCAACCUAGAGUUUAGAGAACAUGUGGUUUGAGGCCAGCAUUAGGCUGAGGUUUAGAAAAGUUAGGGUUUGGUUGGGGCAUACCCCACAGUAAACACUAUCUUCUGCUGGUAGACUAUUCUGUUUUUAUUAUAAUUAAUAUAAACUGAUUAAACACUAUAUUACUAUACUAUUCACCAGUUUGUGUAUACUUAUACCUUGCAGGGAGUCCUUCCAAACAUUCCAUUUAUUUCUGAGCGUACUUGUGGAAUCAAUCAUCGUAGAAUGUCCUUGGCUUUUGGUGGAAAAAGAUUCUCCUGGGAACAAACCAUAAAUAAAACGCUGCCUAUAUAAAUCUAUAGUGAUACUGUUGUAAAUGGCUUUUUUAUUCAUUAUAGAUCCCAGUCUGAUUUCCCCACUCCAUAAUGGUUAAUAUUGAAGAACUCUACGAUGACGAUUUGAUUCACAUUCUGCUUGCUGUCCCGGCCAGGACCCUGAUUCUCCGAUGUAGAAAUGUCUGCAAUAAAUGGAAAGAAAUUAUCGAAUCCUCUGCUUUCUGGAAUCUGAAAUGUCACCACAUGGGUUAUGUCCUCCCGAACCAUGUACAAAGACCUCUGAACUGGAAAAUGUUUGUCUGCAUGCCGACAAUGAAACAGAACUUGCUAAGUAACCCGCGAGCUAAGAGUAGGAGCUUUGAAGUUUUAAUUUAUUUUUUAUUUUUUGCUGUGACACUGAAGUGAGCUAGAUUGAUUUCACAAUGUGGUAACAGAGUUUUUUUUUAUGGGGGAAAUUAGAGCAAAAGUAUAAAUGAUGGAGGACUUUAGCACUGCAGAUGUUUGUAGACUACAUUUCCCAUGAUGCUGUGAUGCUAUCUAUGGGAUUCUCUUUGCAUUUUUCUGUCUUUGUCUCCACUUCAAUUUAGUCAGUCAGUGACUUUUGUCAUUUUCUUUUGUAAAUCUCUUUUUAUUAGAAAUAAUAAGUAACAGGACAGUUGUACACAUGGGACUCGCAGAUCCUCAGCAGUAAGUAGAGCAAAAAAGGAAGAAAAGAAAACAACAAAUGUAAAACUCAUGCAGUAGGUGUGUUUAGGUGCCUUUAUGUUCCUAGGCUGGUCGUAGCUCUGAGGUUUUCCAACAGUUAAUAAGUCAGCUACCGUCCUGUCGCCCACAGUCUCUUCUGUGAUCUGUCAGGGGAUGUAGCGUUCUGCCUCCUGACCAACCGUGAUUGUACAGCUAUGACUUGUAGCACAGUUUUUCCUGUACCUGGGCAGAUGAGCUGUACCAAGCUCUAUAGCAUACGACUCUUGUCCCUGUUCUCUAGUGGGAAGGCGCAGGUCCUUGGCAAUAUAGGAGAUAUGUAUCGGUGUAUGCUGGGUAAAAUUUUUGUGUUCAUGAAGGCUGUCCCGUUACAGGUAACCUUUGGUUAGUCUGCGUCUAUAUUUCUAAGUUCUGCUGACGUAUGUAAUUUCUUGUUGGUUGUGUGACUUUUGUCAUUUUGUGACUGAUCUUUCCAGUGGGUCAUCCAUGGCCCUGCUCGUUUUCUGGAGAAGGAAGGAUGUUGCAGGUUGUUUGCACCAUUACCUAUUUUAUGUAGGGUUGCUGUACCAACAUUUCCAAAUAAUUUAUCUACAAAUUCCUGUAGACUUUAAUAAUGACUUCUAUAGAUAAAUGACUUAGAAACUUUUCUGACAGUAUGGAAUUAUUCGUAAAGCUCAUUAAAUCGAAGCUUAGUUCCUUAGUACAUUGACAUUGCUUGACCUGUAUAUUGACAAAUCUACCCGUUUGCGGUUUUUGUCUCAUUUAGGUAAAGGAACGGUGUUAGGCCUGGCCAUUUUAAUAUGCUGCCUGUCUCUUUCUUACCUGCAUGCUUUCUGACUUGAUUUUUGCCUAUACUUUACAAGUAGGGUCAACAUAUAUCCUGAGAGAUACUCAGUCAAAGCAUCAUGGGAAAUGUUGUUUUGAAACAUCUGCAGUGCCAAAAUUAGCCCUUACUGGCCAUUAUGGUGGUAGAAAUUGGGUUUCAGGACACAUACUGCCUUUUCAAGCUCGCAUAUCGACAAUGUGUGAGAUUAAAUGCAUUGUGGGUAAGUUCACAGGCAGAGAACUUUUUUUUUUUUUUAAAUCACAUUUCACAUACUAAAUACAGCAGAUGUGAUGGAUAUGGAGAUAUGUGUGUGUGUGUGUGUGUGUUUAAAUAAUACUCUGAAUUCAGUUAAAUUUUUGGUGAAGUCGCUAAAACUGUGAGAGCCCUAAAUAUGUGCCAUUGUGCUGAACACCUGUUUUGUUUUCUUCUCACACCUAGCAAUGCGCUUGGUUUUUUUCUCGCUGUUUUGGAAUAGGUUUGAUUAAAAUCAGGGGACUCCUACCACUCCUAGUCCGCCCCCUUCUUCUGAAAACUCAGAUUGCCUCAUCUUUAAGUAUUGUCCUAUUAAUAUAUUAGCUGAUAACAAGUUCAACCAUUGGCCUUUACAAUACAUACUAUGCAAAAGGUAGACCUUUCUCGUUCAUUUUAGUGAUAGGAAGAAACGAACACAAUAAAAAUUACAAAUGUGAAGACUUUCGGAGUCGGUAACCGCAGAUGACUUGUGGAUUAUUGAAGAUUUGUGAUGCUUAUGCCCGGUUCUCUACAUAUAAGGCGUCUGUGGUAAUACGUUUCAGAUUGCCUCAUUGUGUGGCAGGCUGUGACGCUCGGCUUUGUAAGUAAUUUCAGAACCAGCUGGGGUUUUCUGGGGGUUUUUUUUGCUGUGAGAACCCUUUUUCUGUAUAAAUUGAAGCCUGACACUCGGAUUCCUUGGACCAUAAGCACUAUAAUAAACCAUAGUGGUUACGGUGCUUAGAAAGUCCCUUUUUAAAGUACUUUGAAAAUAUUCUGAUUCAUUACUUAACAAACAAAUAGUAACUUGACGUCAAUACAGAGAAUUACAAUAAAAGAUCUGUGGAUUGUGCUUCGUUAUUGACAAGAUGUAGAUCUAUAAUAGAGAGGAGAGGUAAUGAUAAUGAAUAGUGCUUUCCAUGUCCCAUUAGGCCCUCAUACCAGAUACAUUGCUACUCUCCCCACCAAAAUCCAUAAGGUUUAUUUAUUUUUCCAAUGAUAAGAGCAGCAACGCUUGUAUAAAAAACCAAAUAGUUAAGAGUCUGAUAAAAAGUACUUAUUGUAAGAUUAAUUUAGAAUGAUGUCAACUCCUAGAGGUAGAAACGUAGGUGGUCUUGAUAAACAAUCAAUCAUCCCAGGGCUCCGCGGUUUAACACGCGCAGAGUGUAUGAGUGUGAUUGGCUGUCGCUGCACUCUUUUAUUUGUUAGUGGACUGGAUCUCAAUGUAUCCAGGAUCAUAACGAGAAGUGUUGUGAGCCUGUCCUGACCGGUUCACUUCAACAAAUAGCAGCAACUAAGGCAACACCUAUAUAAUUAAAAAUAUGAUCUAGGAGUGUGCUAUCGCACAAUCCCAAAAGGCCAUAUAGUGUAACCUAGUGCAGCUAUUGUGUAAGAGCUGUUAUAGCCCCAACAGCAAGCACAAUAUAGCAAUCCAAAGUAUUCUUCCACAAAGCGCAGCUUGGUUAUAGGGGCCCACUAGUGCAGCCCAAAUGUAUUCAGAGUACAGACGUUUCGGGAGCCCUGUCCCUUUGUCAAUGAUAAAUGCUCUCUAUAAUUAAUCAUCAGGUUAAAUUAUGAAUUCUAUAUCUUUGGGAGCUUUUAAGGCAGUACUGCCUGUCUAUAGAUCCAGCCUCGUCAUUAUCAGAGGUCCUCUGGUGUUACACUACGAUGAUCCCGCCGUCCUCCUACCUCUCUCCAACAAGCAGGGCAGUCCUUCCCCAUUAAUACAAUACUUUGGAUUAAUUGCCAGUGUAUUGGUAUCAGAAUGAAGUCAGGUUCUACUUCCAACACAAGCUACAGACACACUUGCUAGAGAUGUGACCAUCUCAGCUACAUCUCAUGUGCUGUAGUUCCUGUUACAGAGAGCAGGAGAAUGGCUGUAGGAAGGUUCUCCCCUGUCACUCAGUUGUCACAUUGACCUUUGCCAUUGGUAUAGAGCCCUAUGCUGGGAGAGUGCAGAAACUUUGAAACCAUUUUACUUAAAAUAUAUUAAAUUUUCUAGCUCAAUGUAUAGAAUAAUUUAGUUUUAUCUAUAAUUUAACAUUAACUUGUGAGUACGAUAACUGCAAGAGAGUUGUCAUUCUCGCCUGUUCCAAUCAGCACUAGACCUGCAAGCAAAGAAAACGAUAAAGCUUGCUAAUCUCCAUGACAAAACUUUGAAUCGUGAAUCCAAAUAUAUAGCAGACCUAAGCCUAGUCUCCAGACUGAAAAUUGAGUGUUGAAGAAUGUUUGCUAUAAAAACCCUAAAGAAUGUAAUUGGCCACACUGACAUGGCACCAGAGACCGUAGCGCAGUAUAAGGGAGAAGCACAUGGUCUUAGAGAGUCAUUUUGGGCCAAACCACAAUCUAGUUGAAUAUGGGGCGAUCUGGUGAUCGGCUAAAUCCCCCAAUUUACCCGAAUCACAAUCCAUCUGAACCAAGCAAUACAUAAAAGAACACUAUAUUGUUAGGAGUACAAACAUGUACUCCUGUCGCUAAAGAUGUAAAAAGACCGUUUAGGUCGCGGCCCUUCUUGUAUCCCUUUAAAAAAGUAUUUUACUUCCCUUUUCUCCCAUGCUGUGCUGGUCUUGCAGUGACUGGCCCCGCCUCCUUGGCUGAGAUCAUCAUAUUUGACAAUCUCCACUAAUCCAAUGCUUUCUCCUAGGAGUUUAAAGGCAGAGCAGCCCAGUUGCAGGGGGCGGGGACAAAAAGUGGACGUUUCAUGUCAUCAAUAAGGACAUUUACGCCACCUCAGAGGGAGUAUAUUGGCCGUACCUCCAGGGCAUUUCAUGUGCAGAGCCCUGAUGAAGAGCACUCGCACCAAUGCUCUGUGUUUAUUUUACACAGCACCAGAGGGAUAACAGAGGACAAAAGUGGUGUGUGACCAGUAAAGGGUGUUGUGCAUGUGUGGGGAGGCUGUCUGUGGCACUGUAUGUGGUUGCAGGCUGAUUGUGAGAUUGCGUGUGCAUAGCAGUGACUGUUUGUGGUGGUGUGUGUGUAAAGGAGUCUGGUGUACUAUGUGUGGCUAGGGACUGUAGUGCGUAUAUGUUUCCACUGGAUGUAAAGUGUGUGCGUCUAGGGUCUGUCGAGAUUGUGUGUGUCUCUAACGGUUGUAGAGAGAGAGAGAAAGCAUGUGUGUAUUUGUAGUACAUCUAGAGGGUGUAGUGUGCAUGCAUGUGUAUCGGGACUAGUGUGUGUGUGUGUGUGUGUAUCUAGGGGCUGUACCAUGUUACAGGAGCUGUAAUGUGUGUUUUUUAUGUAUAGGGGCUAUAAUUUGUGUGAAGAGUAGUUUGUGUUUCAGGGUAGCUUGCGUUUGUAUAGGGGCUAUAGAGUGUUUGUUAGUCUAGAGGGUGUAUGUGAUUGUCUAUGUUGUGUAGUGCCUCUAGACCAGGGGUUCACAACCCAGUCCUCAAGGACCUCCUGCCAGUCCAGAUUUAGGGAUUACCUGGGUGUGUCUAAGGUGUUUAGAAAAAGGGAAAAAAAACACCUUUGAGUCUUUUUCUAAACACCUUAGACACACCCAGGUAAUCCCUAAAUCCAGUCCUCAAGGGGGUCCUUGAGGACUGGGUUGAGAAUCCCUGGUCUAGAGGGUGUGUGUGCAUCUGAGGGUUGUAGUGUGCGUAUACGUGUGACGAACUGAACCUCGUCACGGGCUCUUGGAUAUUCACUCUGGGGAUUGCGAUAUCACUAUACUCCCUUGGAUUACAACACUUGCUCUUGUAAGAGCUAUCCUGCUUUUACUCUCUGGAUUGGGAGAGGUCUAGCCACUGGAAGCUGGAUCCUUGUCUUGGGUCCAGGGUGGGUGGAGGACAGCGAGACCUCAACCAAGCUGUAACGCUGACUGCAGGGUUUGCGGUGGUUAUGGUGUCUGGUGGAGUGCUUAGGAGUACUCGGUGUUGCUAGGAAGCAGCGAUUGGCAGAGGCACCCAGUCGGGGUGCCAGGCAGUCCGUCACUAUACGUGUAUCUAAUGUUUAUGUGUGUGUGUGGCCACAGUGAGUUUGCAUUAGCACUGCUGUGUGUGUAUAAGGGUCUUUAGUAUGUAUUUAUUGGGCUGUUGUGUAGGGGGGCAGCAGCUUACAGCUCAUAGUCUGCAGGGUCUGACUAUAGACAUUAAAGGACCACUAUAGUACCCUGAGGGUGCCCCCACCCUCAGGGCCCCCCUCCGGCCGGGCUCUAGGGUGAAGAAGGGGUUAAACACUCACCUUUCUCGGCGCUGGGGAGUCUCCUCCCUCUUCUGAUAUCAUCAGCUGAAUGCGCAUGCGCGGCAAGAGCGCAGUCAGGCAGUUUCCUAUGGGCGCUGGCGUCUUCUCACUGUGAAAAUCACAGUGAGAAGCUCGGAAGCGCCUCUAGUGGCUGUCAAUGAGACAGCCACUAGAGGCUGGCUUAACCCUAAACUAAACAUAGCAGUUUCUCUGAAACUGCUAUGUUUACAGCAGAAAGGGUUAAUCAUAGAGGGACCUGGCACCCAGACCACUUCAUUAAGCUGAAGUGGUCUGGGUGCCUAUAGUGGUUCUGGUGACUACAGAGUCCCUUUAACAUGUCGUGAUUUUGAAUUCUGUCCAUGGCACCAAAAAAAGAUUGCUGGGAUGAUUGAUGGUUAGUCCCUAAAUGUCAACUUUAUUGACCAGUCAAUAUAUAAUUUUAUUUUUUUAACUGUAUUUAACUGCUCUUCCCUUUUUAUUUAGUUAUUUUUUUCUCAGUGAACCAAAUGGUGGGAAAAUGCACCUAUCAAUGAACUGCAAAAUAUAUGCAUAAUAUUAUUUUUUGUAGCACACCGUGGAGCCCAUUUCCGCACACCAAAUGGCCCAUUUCCGCACCUUUUUGUAACCGAUCAUCUGGCACCCCGACUGGGUACCUCCGUUGAUAGAUGCUCCUAGCGCUUCUUGAGGAUUCCAAGCACUCUAGCCAACACCACAACCACUGCAGGCCAAACCUCUCUUCCUUCAGAGCGAAGCAGGAACAAGCUCUUAAAAGAGCUUUCUUUUCUUAUUUUGAUUCGGUUUCAGUACCAACAUAUGGACGAAAUCGGGUUCUCUGAAAAAAAUCUCAGCGUGCACAAGUCUAGAAGCCACGUCUUUGUAGCCAUUGGGUCUUUCCAAGAUCCGACUCCAAAAACACAAUGUCUCAUUAAACAAUGAGAGCGGGGAGCAUAGAGCUUCUCAUAAUUAAUUAAAGCUGUACUCCAUCUAGCUGUGACAUUUCAGAAAAAAGUGGAACAUUUGGUCCUUAAAGGGUUAAAGCAAAGAUAAUGUGCAGAUGGCAUUUGAUAUUCACCAUACCUACACAUUUUUACCCUGACAUAUUUUCCAUCAAUUUUUCAGGAGGUUUCGACUUAUGGAAUCUAGAUGAGAGUGGAGGAAAUGGAUGGAAAGUGGAGUUUUUGAAGGAACCCAAGGUUAUGAAGCUCGGUGAAGAUAAAAUUAAGAAAUACUUUGUUACCUCUCAUAGGUAAGAGCCAGGCAUCUGAUAUUUCAGUUUUGGAGAGGCAAGGAUUUUGUCACUUCCCAGGAUAUUUUUUUUAUUUAUUUUUUUUUAUUUUUUUUGCAGUGCAGAGAUUUAACACAAACAGGCGAGAGGUGCCCCAAAGGCAGUCCUCUAGCUUUUCCCACGCGUAACAUGCGGGGCACAAGAUUAACAUGCACAAUUUUAUGCUUUAAUCAGGUUUUUUGCAUUCGAGUAUCAGAGCAGAUUGAAGAUAUGUUUAUGCUAGGCUGAACGUGUAUGUAACAAAGUUAGGUUUGCUGAGGCUUAGAAAUACGAUUUAAUAGGGAAGACAGCUCUCACUUUGUAUAUCAUGCUUGCCUAAACAGUUAUGUUGUCAAAAUACGAUUAGCUAGAGUAAAAUAAAACAAAACAAUAUAAUCAAUGUUUAACGCUGAGUAAAUCUGCCUUUGUGGUAGGUAUACUGAUGAACACUGAGAACAUGUCUAGGCUCUAGGCUGCUUGUAUCUGCCGGUUACAAUAAUAACAAGCUGAAAUGUGUUGCAGUAGUGACAUACAGGUUAGGUUGUGGCUGAGUAAAAUAAUGUACCAUAUCUUAGCUUGUCACUGGCUGCCAAUAUAAAGAUAUCUCUGAUUGCUAAGAGAGAGCGUGUAAAGGGUAUAACCGGCUGCCACCAUAGGACAUUUGCAAGGUAUCACUUAUUGCCUAUAUAACUCAUAUAAAAGGAAGUACUGUUUGCCAUUAUAAAACAAAUAAAAGAUAACACUGGAUGCUUGUAUAAAACAUAUAAGGAGAAUCCCUAUUUGCCAAGACGUGUUAAGGCUAUCUCCGAUUGCUAAGGAAACCGCUGUUUCGUAUGGCCCCAGUCCCUUUCGGUUGUCAGAAUUUUAACUGUAGCUUAACAUUGACAUUAUUGACCACCUGGGUAUCAACGACUAGGGUAUAUCAGUAAGUCCUGAGGGGGGCACGGGUACCUCGCUCAGGAGCAUGUGGCACUGUCAGCCAAUGCCCUGGCUUGGCAGGUCCGCGUCUACCCUGGGAACCGUUAGUUGCUGGCCUUGCUUCUUCGCCGUGCAGAGUCCUGCAUGUCUGGUGUAGAUGAAGACAUCCAGGUAGUCACUUAAGGCCACAGUGGUGAGGAGGGAGUUCGUCCCUCGGGCUUGUAUUAGGGUGAGAGUCUCGUCGCUGCAGGCCCUGUAACCGCCUGUUGUCAGCUGUCGUCCAGAUUUGGGCCUCAUGUUGAGGUUCUGUCUCGAUAGGGCAGGGCUGCAGCGUCUCUGCUGCGGGGAUCCUCUCCUGCCCCGUGACUGUGGGAGAGCUGGCGAUCGUAGGCCACGAGCCUGCAACCUUCUUGGUCCAGGGUUGGCCCUUUCGGGUUGGUGCAGGGAGUCAGAUCAUGUCGCUGAGGUAUUUGUUUUUCUUCUCUCCGCUGGUGUGGCCGGUGCCUCCGGGGUACUCCCCUUCUUGCUCUCAGCCCGAGAUGUGGGUGUUCGAUGCGGGAUUCUUAGUUGCCCUGGAGAGGGCUCCCAUUCUUCCAUCCGCCAUCGGCUCUUUCCCUCCUGGGUGUCGCUUGACCGGGCAUUGCAGGUUGUGAGCGUGCCUGUAGUUUGGCCCAGAAACGGUCAAAGAUUAGUGUGAUGGGAUCUCUUGCGUGAUCUCCGGUGUCCCCUGCAUCCAGAGGUCGCUGUCGCUUGUCGGACACCGUGUCGGAUUGAACCGCCAGCUUGGGCGCCCCCGUCCUCCUGUCACUUAUGGAGGUCUUUAUGCUUGUCUGUUGGUGCAGGGUUUGGGGUUGGCCGCCAGGCGGGGACCGGGACCAGGAUAUCCCCCACCGGUCCAUGGGGUGUGGUUUGCAUUCAUGUGUUGCAGUUGGAAUCUGGCGGGAAGGCGGCUGUCCUUCCCCCCCUCCCCCCCCCCCCUUCUUCCACUGGGCCUCAUUUUACCUCUGCGGUUCUCGGUCGAGUUGGGCUUCAAGUUUGGUACCGGGAUGUUUGUAGUUGCUUCCACCGGCAGGUUUGUGUGGAAAUCUCAGAAGUUUAAUCUCUGGUUAUUUGCAGAAUUUGGGCCUACACUGCAGGAGCUCUUGCAAUGUGCUUCUAGUUAGCUUGCCUGUUCAGCUCCGCCCCCCACUUCCCAGGAUUUUUAAUAACAAUAUGUUUAUUUACAAAUAUGUGUCUGUGAGGUCUGAAAAAUAAAAUGAAAUGUAAAAAUCAAUGUGGCUGUAUUUGGCUCUACCUGGAAAUGUCAAUCAUAGUUUCAAGCUCCUCCUUUGCAAGUGUCAGUCAGCGCAGAGAGAUGGGGAGCGACACAAAAUAUUUAUUGUGAUCCUCACUGCAUGCACUGUUUGGAAAAAAUGACAUCGGAAGACUGGAGCGGACUGUACGAGGGACUGCAAUGGGCCUUGUAGUUGCAGUGAUUUAAGACAGACUCUCAGAGCUGCAUUAACUUUGCAAUAAUACAAUGCUUAGACUGACAUUUAGGAAAAAGUGGGAAGUUGUUCUGCAGUAAAACCAUCCCAAAUGGAUAAUGGAUGCUGCGUCCAUUAAAUAUACUAAGAACCCGUAGAGUGUAUUUUUGUGAUACAAAAGACAGAUGUAUUCAAAAACCAAAGUGCAUACAGUGAAGACCAAUAAAUGUUCUGAGAAGCUACAAAAUACCCCAAACACUUCCUCUUGUCUUUCACUGGGGUGUGUGUGUGUGUGUGUAUCUAUCUAUAUAUAUCUAUAUCUUUUUUUUUUUUUUUUUUCUUUUUCAAAAUGUAUAUUUUCGGCCUAGUGUUUUUUGCCCGUUUUUAAAUUGUUAAAUUAAUGAUGGGUUUCUUUGUUUUUUCUCCAUAGUAGGUAAAAUAAUGGCGUUUUAAUGAACCGUAGCACAGUAGUGAUGUUUGAAUACAAUGUGUAUUUUCCAGCUUUUACAAACAGUAGAAUUAAGUGUUGCCUUUGUCUCCAUGAUCAUAACCUAAAGAAAUAAAAUAAUCACAACUAAUGUGCGUAUCUUUGUAUAUAAUUUACAUUUUGGCUGUUUACAGGCAGUGUUUGAAAUCACAGCUUAUUGACCUCCGACAAAUGGGCUAUAGAAACAGUUUCAUUGACUUCAUGCAACCAGAGAUUGUGAUUAGCGACUGGUGAGAAGACCGUCCGUCCCCCACCCCAACCCCGAGUUUUUAUUUUCUUUAUUACAGCUUAUCCAGCCAUCGCUGGGCUCAUUUUCCAUCUUGCCCUCUGUGUAGGUACGCCCCCAGACUGGACAGUGGGGCAAGGUACAAACUGCGGGUUCAACUGUUAUCAGAGGACAAAAAAGUCCUAAAAGAAUUUUGCCCAGAAACGAUCAUCA